AUAUUUGAGAAAAAUUCGCAUUGUUAAAAUCUUAAAGACCCAUUGGUGUUAUUAUAAAGUGUGUGCAAUUUAUAAUAUUAAUUACGUUAACAUUAAAGGUAUAUGGAAGACAUCUCUAACAUUUACCACCCCGAAACAAAACCGUACAUAAAGACCCUCCAAGGAUUGUUGUUGACCAUUCAAUGUUUCGGUGGAGAAGUUCCAUUUUUCUUCUUGUCCAGUAAAGAUAUAAAGCGUCAUUCUCAUCAACAUAAUAUAAUGCACGUGCUAUUACUAUAACUUUUUCACUGGUACAGAUUUUAUCCUCAAACGUGUGGGUCACAUGAAUGUGUUUUCUUCGAUGUUCUUUGCAUUCGCUGUCAGAUUCUACCUGUAUUCAAUAAUUACAAAUCCUGUUUGGAUUUUACCAGUCGAACUACUCAAUGGUUUUAUUACGCAUUUCGUACGCGGCAGAACUAGCUCCCGUCGGUGCCGAGGGAACUCUUCGAGGUAUCGUUGGAACAACUCUGGAGGAAAUAGGUGUUCCCAUCGGUAGCUUCAUUGGUGGUUAUCUGUUUUAUCAUUUCGGAAGUAUUACUUCGUACAAGUGUAUAAAUGGUUUUGCUUUAGCAGUAUGUAUUUGUCAAAUGACGAUUCAAAAAUUGAUAAAUCGUUUUUCUAAAAAUGACACUGUCAAAGAAGAAGUGUCUUGUUCUAGUUAUUUUACCGUUGAUCCUAAAUUGAGUGUUAAUGAUAAUCUUAUAUAAUACGAUAUUUUUUUCAAUCCGUAGAUUAGUUCAUUAAUGCAAAAUUCUUCUUCUAACGAUAUUUUUAUACACAUAUAAUAAUA
Messenger RNA from Acyrthosiphon pisum (pea aphid), 829 nucleotides. RefSeq lists its product as uncharacterized. The record is from RefSeq and is a predicted model, not a curated record. The coding region runs from base 423 to 746 and encodes 107 amino acids. NCBI's taxonomy places the organism in Eukaryota, Metazoa, Arthropoda, Insecta, Hemiptera, Aphididae. The transcript is spliced from 2 exons.